AUGAGAUUCCGGAGAAAGCAAUCCCCAUUGCUUUUACUUCUAUUGCCAUCAUUGGCUCUAGCUCUAUCUCCUGCGGCACAAGAUAAUAUCGCUGCCGUUUCAAAAGACAGCGAUGCGCAAACAGGGAAAUUGGACAAGAUUGAUCCAUCAGCAGCUGUUGCAACUACCGUCGAUAACAAACCAUCAUACGGACUUGGUACGAAAGAUGCGCCCGUCGAUGGUAAAGAUGGAAAACCACAUGCUGGGCCAUUUGUAGAUACCACCAAAAAGGAUCCCAAGAAGGACUCUACAGCAAGUGAAAAGGCAGAUACGAAGGAUUCAAAAGAUUCCAAAACUUCCAAUUCUAAGCUUACCGAUGGGGAAUUGGUCCCACCUACAGCCAAAACAACAAAAGAGAAGCCAAUGCUUGAUGCCCAUGGCAAGGAAAUCCCCCAGAGCAACGAUGGAGUUAUGAACGAUCCAGGUAGAGAGGCACCUAAACAUGGCACAACUGGUACCGAGGGAGGUGUGAGUGAGAAAGAUAAAACACGAAAGGGCCAAGAAAGCCAAACGGGAGAGAAGGUUGAAAAGAAACCUGCAUCGCCUAAAGAAGCACCACCCAUACCUCAUGAUACCGAACAAAAAAUCCAAGGCGAUACCAAAGAUCCGCAGAAGAAAGAUUCGACAAUUAAAAAGGCUUCCGCUGAUGAUAAGGAGGCUGGUAGUACGGAUAACUUUGGAUUGGAUAAACCUACAGAUCUCCCAGAUAAGACACACAAUGAUCCUCAUCCAAUUCCUAACUCUGCCAACAAGGAUCAUUUAGAUGUUACGAAAUCCGAUUCAAAGGGUAUUCCAAAGCUUGAAUUGGAAGGGGAGGGCAAUAAUGGUCUUAUUCAACCUUUACAUUCAUAUCUUCUUUCACUUACGAUGAUUUUAUUCUCUGAAAUCGGAGACAAAACAUUUUUAAUCGCAGCAUUGAUGGCGAUGAAGCACGAUAGACUUCUCGUAUUUUCCGCCGCCUUUUCCGCAUUGAUUGCUAUGACAAUCUUAUCCGCAGUAUUAGGCCACGCAGUACCUACGUUGAUUCCAAAACGAUUCACCAAUUUCCUAGCUGCAGGAUUAUUUUUGAUUUUCGGAGGACGUUUAUUGAAAGAAGGUUUAGCUAUGAGUCCAGACGAGGGUGUAACUGAAGAAAUGAAAGAAGUAGAAAUGGAACUCGAAGAAAAAGAACAUCUUGCAAAACAACAAGGAAGAAGACGUUCAUCAGUUUCUCCAUAUGCUUUGGAAAUGGGUCUUGGAGGAGGACAAAGAGCAAGCACAAGAAAAUCUAGAUCAGGGUCACGUCUUCCAUCUCCACCAAGAAGCCCUUCAACAUCUUCAGAUCGAUCCCCUUCUCCCAAGAGGUCAACAUUGAAAAGUGCAGCAGGAGGCUUGAACAAUCUUCUUUCGUUAUUACUUAGCCCAGCAUGGGUUCAAACUUUUGUAAUGACUUUCCUUGGAGAAUGGGGUGAUAGAAGUCAAAUUGCUACUAUUGCUAUGGCGGCUGGUCAGGAUUAUUGGUGGGUUACUGGAGGAGCAGUUAGUGGACAUGCAGUUUGUACUGGUGUGGCUGUCAUUGGUGGAAGAGCUAUUGCUGGCAAGGUUAGCUUGAGAGUUGUAACAUUAGGAGGCGCCAUUGCCUUUUUGAUCUUCGGAGUUAUCUAUCUCGUCGAGGCUUUGUAUUAUGCUUAG
Botrytis byssoidea is the source of this 1710-nucleotide messenger RNA. RefSeq lists its product as uncharacterized. NCBI's taxonomy places the organism in Eukaryota, Fungi, Ascomycota, Leotiomycetes, Helotiales, Sclerotiniaceae. The record is from RefSeq and is a predicted model, not a curated record. Gene Ontology annotation, cellular component: Golgi apparatus; fungal-type vacuole membrane. Gene Ontology annotation, biological process: manganese ion transmembrane transport; calcium ion transmembrane transport; Golgi calcium ion transport. The transcript has 2 exons. The coding region runs from base 1 to 1710 and encodes 569 amino acids. Gene Ontology annotation, molecular function: manganese ion transmembrane transporter activity; calcium ion transmembrane transporter activity.